This is a messenger RNA of Sinocyclocheilus grahami, 1479 nucleotides long. Its product is annotated as V-set domain containing T-cell activation inhibitor 1-like. The transcript has 4 exons. Gene Ontology annotation, cellular component: external side of plasma membrane. Lineage: Eukaryota; Metazoa; Chordata; Actinopteri; Cypriniformes; Cyprinidae. Gene Ontology annotation, biological process: T cell costimulation; cellular response to lipopolysaccharide; negative regulation of T cell proliferation. Bases 66 to 551 code for a protein of 161 amino acids. The record is from RefSeq and is a predicted model, not a curated record.
CUGGCCUUAACCAAAUUUGGAGAAACGAGAAGACGAAGUAGGAACGAAAAUAAAUAUUGUCCAAGAUGAAAGCAAGAUGCUGGGUCAUUUAUUUACUUCUACAUCUGACAGGCAAAGUGUCUUUGCAGGACUUUGCAAAUAAAUUUGAUCGUGUUGUUGGAGACUCGGUCACCUUGCCAUGCAUAUAUAAACUGCAAAGUACUGAUGUAUUUUGGCGACACAAUGUAAGCAGGAAAGUGGUAAGUAUUAUAAGUGGAAAGCCCUCACCAGAAAGCCAGGAUGAAAUAUUCAGGAAUCGAACAGAAAGUUUCCCUUCAGAGUAUCCUGAGGGAAACUACUCAAUUGAGCUGAAAGAUCUGGAGUUGACUCAUGCAGGAAUCUACACUUGUUUUUUACAAAAGACAAAUGAGAAAAGGAAAAUACAGCUUUUUGUCAGAGAAAAGCCUGAAAAACCAACUCCAAACCAGAGAAACUCAAGCAUGGAAACACAGUCACUGAAGAUUAUGCCCUUCCUAAUUGCUGUACUGGGACUCACUCUGCACCUUAUCUGAGAUUUGCUUCCAGUGCCUGUUACAUUUGGUAGCAUUUAGUGACAGUGACUAGCUGGGUUUGCUGUUGACAAUUGAUGCUACAGUUUUUAUUCUCAAUCUCAGUCUGUUAUUUUAUUGCUAGUUUAGAAGUUAUAAGUUUCAUACUCAUUACGUUUGGACGACUGGAUCGCACACAUGCUGUGUCUAUGCUAUCACCGACUGUGCUGUUGAGUUGAGUUCCGUUGAUGUGUUUUGUCUGUAUUAUUUGGGGUCAAGCACCACAGCUAUUUUUCUUCAUUAGUGGGUCAUUUCGUGUCAAAUCAACCAAAUAAAAAAAAAAUAUAUUCCCUGGUUCAAUUUUUUUUAUUUUGCUAAUAUUUUUUUCUGAAGAAAGACAUACAGUGAUGAAUGGCAAACUAUUACUUGUCAUGGAUGAAUAUUUAUGAGUAAUCCACUGUUUUGUAGAGGGGGUCAAAAUGACAAUUUUCCCCAUUUGUGGAUGGGGGCAUUGAACGUACCUGUCUGAGUUCCAUAAAUAUUCCUUUUCCAAAGUUUGUGUUCCUAUAACUCAAGAAGUAUUAAAGAUAUCGCAAUAUGAUAUGAAAUUCUAGUUCUCAAUAAACUUUUUCUUUUCUUAUUUUCAAGGCCCUACAUCAUUCAGUCCCAAAGGUAUGGGGAUCUGAAUUCAUUUUCAUCUUCAUAUUGUUGAGUAUUACUUGGUUGAAUACCAAAUGUUGGUCACUUUGCAUAGAACUAAUACUAUAUUUAAAGCAGAAUGUCUGAAGAAUAAGUAAUGUUUAAACUAGGAAUGCAUCUUGUUUCCCUCUGUCAAAACAAUUGUAUAGAACAUACCUGUUGGAGUGCUAAAAAUGUAUGUUAUAGGCAUGCACAAUUUGGAAUUGGAAUUUUAACAGACCUACCUACCAUUGUCUGGGUAAAAAUAAAUUUU